Messenger RNA from Sporothrix brasiliensis 5110, 7644 nucleotides. RefSeq lists its product as uncharacterized. The transcript has a single exon. The record is from RefSeq and is a predicted model, not a curated record. Bases 1 to 7644 code for a protein of 2547 amino acids. Gene Ontology annotation, cellular component: cell cortex; site of polarized growth. Lineage: Eukaryota; Fungi; Ascomycota; Sordariomycetes; Ophiostomatales; Ophiostomataceae. Gene Ontology annotation, biological process: cell morphogenesis.
AUGUCUGGUUCCACAGCCGUGUCAGGGCUGGCACCCACGCCCGCGCCAAACGCUAUCGCUGGAUCGGCUGUCCCGGAGCGGACGUCGUCUGUCGUAGACGCUGGCAACUCUGCAUAUCCGCCACCACGGAAACUGGAGCGCAUGUACAGUGGGAAGUAUCGCAACGACCAUGGCCACCACCAAUCUCACUCUAGGCACCAUAAAGAAGAGCAGAAAACUGUUGGCGAAUAUGCACUCCAUGUUCUCUUUACUUCAUUCAUCUCCAUUGCUGAGGAGAAGCUCAACGAGUGCGUUGCUGGACCACUAGACUCAGAGCCUUCCAUUGAGAGCAUCUGCGGCCCAGGUGCGGACGCCGCUUUCGACCAGCACCUUGAAGCUCUGGGUCACAUUGCAAGGCAGAAGCCCAAGCCGCUUAUCGACAUCAUGAUGCUCUGGCGGAAAAGCAAAAGCGAUGCCGCAAACGAGGCGCGCAGUCAACUGCAGCAGGCUCGCGCCCAGAUUGGUCCUGUGCCUCUACAACGGCGAAACACCGAACCGUUCCAGACACUAUCGUCGCCCGGCGUCGCCGAGAACAGUUUGGCCAGCCCGACAGCCCUCUCUGCAAAGCAGGAGUUUGUCGCACAAGCAGAACGCAAGUCGACAGUGUCCAUCUACGUCUUGUGCCGCGUACUGCUCGAAGUGAUUACCCAGAGCAAUCUGGCUUCUAUCACACCGGAAAUGGAAGACAAACUCGAAGCCAUCAUCUUUGGCCAGCUGAAGAUGGCCGACGCCGAGCAGCUCAUGGUAUCCCCGCUCCGCAUGGCCAACUGGAGCCUCUUCGCCCAGUUGCUCGGUGCCAUGAGCGAGAUCAGUUUUGCGACCGUGACUGACCGGUUCAUCAACGAUCUAGAGCGCUCUCAACAAGAAAUCAACUUCCGUAGUCCCGUGCUCGUCAACCGCAGCGACAGUGAGGAGAAGAUGGAGUUGGUCCUUGGCGGCAUGAAGCACCUGCGCUUAAAACUUGCGCCAGCCAGCGCAUGGGACCAGUCGUGCGACUUUAUGGUUGCACUCGGCAAGCUCUACAGUCGCUGUCAUGGCCAAAAGGUCAAGGCUGCCUUUUGCCAGAUCUUUGACUUGCUUCUUCUGCCAGUGGCCGCCAAUGCAAGCAACAGCGACUUCGGCCGGCCCAAAUGGGGCGACGUCUUGAGUACCAUCAGUCCUCGUCUGGCCCAGAUGUUCGUCAAGCCCCGUCAUUGGGCUUGUGCGUUCCCACUGACUGCCACGAUGCUUUGCACAUCGCCACCAGACAGCUUCGGCAAUCAGUGGCUCCAGCUUGUGUAUCCUUUACAGACAAGACUAAAAGACCGUGCUUCGAAACCUCUUUCGCUCCAAGUUUUGUCCCGUAUUGUGUGGACCUAUCUCUACCGCACCACCGAUUCUGUAUCGGGUACCAUUCGGAAGCUUGAGGAGGUUCUGAAGCUGAUUAUUCCAAGCACAAGACGGUCAAUAGUGGCGGCAGACACGGCCGUGGUUGACCCCUUAAUUCAAAUCAUCCGAUUCAUUGGCUUCAAGCACCCCGAGUUCUGCUUCAAGACGAUCAUAUUCCCCCUCAUCAAUGCCGAGUUGUUCACUGCCAACCGCGAUCUCAAGGUUGAAAACCUAGAACCUGAUCGGAUUGUUGUUGGUAUCCGUGCCUUCUUGGCUGUCAUCUCUGAUCUGGAGCGUGGCGCGGUCGGACGCCCUCCGUUUCCCCAGAGCUACUCGACGUCUCCCUCCGACCGUAUGCCGACAUCACCUACACUCGGCUCGCCUGUUUCGGCUGGUUUUAUUGGCGGGAUGGCCAAUGCCAGUGCCCGCUUACGAGCCACUUCUGUGUCUACAACCGCCAGCGCGAACAGCCUCGACGAUCAGCUCUCGAGGCCUGUUGCGACGAAUGUGCUGACGGACACCGUCCGUGACUACUAUGCACGCUUCUGUGAGAUUCUUGGAAAGAUUACAAUCAUAUGCGAUAAUACGUUUGGGGGGCAGGCUGCGCUGGACGAGAAAUUCAGCAGUCCGGGUCCAAAAACGCCCAUCGCCGAGACCUUCAACUUUGCUAGACGUGAUGAGCACCCUAACCCGGUCGAUCAGAAGCAACCUUUCUAUGAGCUUCUCCAUGUAGCCGUCCAGGCUCUGCCUCGGUGUCUGUCACCCGACAUUCCCUUCAACUCCUUGAUCAACCUCUUGUGCACGGGCACAGCGCAUAUUCAGCCGAAUAUUGCCGAGUCCUCUGCCCAGUCGCUCAAAGCCAUUGCGCGCCAGUCGCAUGCUCAGCCGGUCACCACGGGAUUCUCGCGCUUUAUUUUCAAUUUUGAUGAUCGGUAUUCCACCAUGUCCGAUGGCGGCAUGUUGGGGGCUGACCACAUUGAGAAUACUCUUCGCCUGUACGUCGAGCUUCUCCAGAUCUGGAUUGAAGAGAUUCAGCGCAAGACCAAGGACAUGACGUCGGCCGACUCAGGAGAACCCGGAAACCCCAUGGCAGACAAGCGCGGCAUGAAACUAGAUCUCUCCAGCAUCUGGGCCGAGGUCGACCAGAUCGAGGCCCACGGGUUGUUCUUCCUGUGCUCGCAGUCGCGCAGGGUUCGCAACUUUGCCAUCACUGUGCUCCGGCUCAUCUCCAAGUUCGACGCGGCUCUUGGUAAGCCGCAGUCAGAUGACAAGGACAACUUGCGCGUCAUUGACAUACUUGAGAACGAAUCGUCCCAGAUCAUGAACUUCAAUGACGAGUACUUGACUGUGGCUGAGCGCAGUCGCUUGCAGCGUGGCCUGAAGAACAGCGGUAGCCAGGGCGCCGUGAUUGAGCUGUGUGCCAGCGACUUGUCCUACGAUGCCACUCUGUGGUUCAAGGUCUUCCCGAACCUAAUCCGUGUGAUUAAUGAGCGAUGCCUUUUCGCUGUCACAAUCGGCCGUGACUUGAUCUGCAAUCGUAUCCUGCAAAUGUACAAAGCGGUCACGGUAAUGUCGGAGCCAGUUCGGGGUCCUUACCAAGGAACCGACCAGGGUGUUCCUCGAUUCAACAAUAUUAAUCAGACGCCAACAACUCAGCCGGAACUCCUUAUCGAACAGUGGACGCUGUAUCUCAUUUUCGCUUUCUCGACACUCCCUGACUCCGGUGGUGACCCGCCCCCAAACGGAUCGCGAGCCAACCAGCACGGGCGGAAGGGUUCAAAGUCGUCCCCUCCCAACCCCGAUAAGAUCGUGUCGGCGAGGAACCUUUUCAAGUAUCUCAACCCCUUACUGUCGGCGACUUCAACGUCCGUUCGAGAAUCCAUAGUCACCGGUAUGGGAGCAAUUAAUCUCAGCAUCUACCGUGCGCUCCUGGAGGAGCUUGAAGGCCAUUUGUACCGGCUCUUUGACGAAGCGAAGGGUCGUUCCCACCAACGUACCAACAGCAGCCCCCGCCGUAACAAGAAACUUGACACUCUGCGGACCGAAGCGGCGCAUGUCUACCGGCUGACGAGCCAUUUUUUGAAACUUCCGGAGGUGUACAACGACGAUUGGAUUCUUAAUCAACUUGUGAGCCAGGCCCGGGAUAUCAAACUCUUCUUGAUGGACGGUGAGGUGCAGCAUGAUAUGCAGUUCCAGAAGCUACGACGCCAUUAUUGUGGCCUCAUGGAGGAGUUGUAUUUAGGGAUCAACCGGUCUCGGGACCCAUCUCGCUGGAUUACCUUUGAGGCCCGUAAGUCCUCAUUCUCGCUCAUGGAGGACUGGUGCGGUUUCACGCCGAGCCAAGCCCAGCUCUAUCAGCGCGACGAAAGCGGCAGAGUCUCUGUGAUUGACCAGCAUGUUCAACAUCGACCACCGGAUAGUACCCUGACCGCUGCAAUGGAGAUCGAGAAGCGGCAUCUGCGGACGGCCGCCUUGAGUGCUAUGGCUGCGCUCUGUGCGGGGCCCAUCAAUGUUACCACGGAAAGUGGUGCCUCGCUGCAGUUCGACAUGCGGCGCAUGUUUGCCUGGAUUGAAGAUAUUUUCCAGUCAGGCAACGAUCGCAUGCGUCUCAUCGGACGACAGGCGUUGACGAACCUUAUUGUUCACAACAAGGAGCACUCGUUCUUGCUGGAACACAGCAUUGGACGGUGUUACCUUACCGAGUCGGCCAACGUGCUCGAGUGUUACUUUGAAGUCGUCAUCCAAGUUCUUCUCGAGCACCCUGACUACCCGUGUCCAUUCUGGCGGCUGCUUGGUCUGUGUCUGUUUACGCUUGGCAACGAACAGAGCGAGAUCCGUUCAAAGUCGGUUUCGAUGCUUCGUUCGCUCGAGGAACGCCAGAGUGUUGGCCGUGGCUCAAAGAUUCAAGAUUUCGACAUUAGCGUCUCGGACAAAACCAAAGCUGUCUACAAGCUGGCACAGUACAAAAUCUCGGAGCGCCUGUCAAAGCAACACACCGAAGUUGCUUUCCAUAUCUUCUCUGAGUUCACAUACUACUUCAAGGAUGUGCAGCAGGCUGCACAACGGAAUGUCAUUGCUGUCAUUCUACCGUGGAUCCAGUCCAUCGAACUUAAGGUCGACCCCAACGGCGGCCCGACGGCCGAGUCCUAUGUUCUUCUUGCCAACCUGCUGGAGAUCACUAUCAAAUCGAGCGGCGCCUUGCACAAUGAAGUGCAGGCUCUUUGGCAAGCACUCGCCACCGGACCCCAUCCUGGCAAUGUGCGCCUGAUUUUGGAUUUUAUAAUGGCGUUGUGCCUCGAAAGACGAGAGCAGAACUUUGUGGAAUACGCCAAACAGAUCGUUGUGUUCUUGGCCAGCACGAGCAGCUCCCCAGGGCAGAAGGUUAUCGACUUCCUGCUUUUGCAGAUUUCCCCCAAGGCAAUGGUACCCAACGAAAAGCGAGAGACGAUGCCUACACCAGCGGACGCGAACAGCUUGUUCCCCUAUUGUGCCGACCUCAAUGACGCGCUUCCUGUUGGAACAAAGCAGGCCGGUUUCUCACUGGGCCAGCUGUCCUUGAUCCUGCUCGUGGACCUGAUGGUAUCGCCUGUCAACUUAGCCGCCGAAAACGUCCCUGUCUUGCUGCAAGUAGUCACUGUCCUUUGGGACCACUACACGCCUCUGGUGCAGGAGCAGGCACGCGAAAUGCUGGUGCAUCUCAUUCAUGAACUUGUUAUCUCCAACAUUGAUGACAAGACGGUCGAGGAAGCGAAGGCUAUCGAAGGCUUUGUAGAGCUGAUCCGCCGCCAUGACAAAACGGUAGUCUGGGCUUACGAAGACAGCAAUGGCAAGGAAGACGAUCAGGACAGCAAAGUACCCCCGAGCAUGGAACACUUGACCUCCGAAGUUGUCAAAACGUUUGAGAUUGCCUAUCCCGGCAUCAAGGAGCAAUGGGGCCGUCUUUCGUUAACGUGGGCCACAUCCUGUCCGGUCCGCCAUCUCGCGUGCCGAUCGUUCCAAAUAUUCCGCUGCAUUUUGACGUCCCUUGACCAGUACAUGCUUGCCGACAUGCUCGCCCGGCUGUCCAACACAAUCGCAGACGAAGAUGGCGAGAUUCGGACGUUUUCGAUGGAGAUUUUGACGACGCUCAAGACACUCAUCUCGAAGCUCGAUCCCGAAAAGCUCCUGACGUUCCCGCAGCUCUUCUGGACCACAUGUGCAUGCCUCGAGUCUAUCAACGAACGCGAGUUCCUCGAAGCCGUUGACAUGCUGAACCUGUUCUUGGACAAGUUGGACUUCCAAUCCGCCAGCGUAAGGCGCCUCUUCCUGGAUGGCCAGCCGACUAAAUGGGAUGGGCCGUUCGAAGGUCUUCAACCACUGCUGUAUAAAGGCUUACGCUCUUCGCUUUGUCUGGAUGCCACAAUCAAGACGCUCGACAAACUCGUACGGCUCCCCAGUGAUGCCCUUAUUGGAGACGAUGACCGCCUGUUCCUGGCCCUUGUUGCGAACCUCCCUCGCUUCUUGCACGAGAUGGAGCAAGGUAACACGCUUAGCGACGACAUUGUCCAGACGACACAGAAGUUGCUAGGUCUGGCACUCUCCCAAGGUCACGGCGGCAUCGCAAUGGUGCUGGACGGCUACUUAUCUUCCACAUACGACAAAGAUGGUGGCGACUUUGCGAUGCAGAUGUUUGCGGCAUUCCAAGAGCACUUCUUGCCGCGCCUCGACUUCCAGAUGGUCACCAUGUUGAUGGGCUUCCUCACGAACAGCAUUUCGUGGGUGCGGCUGAAAACCAUGCGAAUUCUCUGUGUGUUCAUCCCGCAGAUCGAUAUGAGGCAGCCAGAUAUUGCUGGCCACGGCUCCGACCUUCUUUCGCCACUCUUGCGCCUGCUCCCCACUGAUUUCUGCAUGGAAGCCCUGCAGGUUCUUGACAACAUCAUGACUAUGUCCGGGUCAUCUAUGGACAAACAUCAUAUCCGCAUGAGUAUGACGCGUGCAACAUCAAAGUCCAUCCGCAAAGAGUACGAGCGCACACAAAGCUUGUUUGGCAUUCCAGAAGAGUCUGGCUGGGCAAUUCCUAUACCGGCAAAGAAGACGGACUCGACACGCGCCAAUAUCCACGCCGUCUUCUACAGCUGUCAGAACACCGAGGGCGUCGCCGCCGAAACCCCAGCGCCUACACCAGAGGUGGAAUUCCAUGUUGAGGAGUUCCCUUACUUGUACUACCCCGCGGCGAUGGAGCGCACCGAUACUAUGCUCUCCGACGAUGCGGUGCGCAGCGACAUGUCAGUGACCGGCGAUCUCGUCACCAAGCUCGACAGUCUAGAUGACUUCUUCGACGAUAUGGGAACCAGCCCGCCCAGCGAAAGCCGCUCAUCGACCAUUACGAUUACAGAAGCGUUCCCGGAUGGCGCUGUUGUGGCAUCGGGUGCCCAGCUCUACGACGAAAUUGUGCCUCUUCUCCACGAAGCAUCCAACCCGACAAACAACUUGCAGAAUGCAUUUGCAGACCGGCCGCCCGGAUCGCGCGACGGCACCAACAACUCGGCUGUGGCCAACACAAUGAACCCAGGCGCCUUCAAUUUCACCAGUCAUGUAGCGCCACCCCCGCCGGGAAGUGCAGCCAGGCCUUCACUACAUGCCCGGUCCAUCACGUCUCCAUCCGCACCGGCCUCAGUGUCUCCGUCCGGCAUCGCGUCCGUCGCAGCUUCGUCGUCGUACCUGCGCGAGUUUGCCUCUGAUGACGAAGACGCUUUCUUCUCGGACGUAGAAGAUGACCGUCAAGUGGCCGGCAAUAACGGCGGGUUGAUGGCCGGCGGAGGAGCCAGUGGCGGUGGCUCUGCCGGCUCUGCCGGCUCCGCUGGAUCCUUUAGCGGAGGGGUGGGUGGUAACGGCAACCACAGCGCUGGCGGUGUGUUCGAGACCAUGAUCCGCCCCCUAGCACAAAGCACCCGCUCGCGCAUGAGGCGGCUGACGGGCAGUCGGUCGCGCGACGAGAAACUUUCUGACGUUAUGGGUGGUAUGGGUGGCUUUGCAAGCAUGCCAGGCUCUGCCGGGAUGACGUCGCCUGGUCCGUCUAGUGGUGGUGGAGGCAGCGGCGGGAGCGGCGUUGGUGUCAGUAACAACGGCAAUGGUGUUCCCAGCGGUAUAGCCUCGCCGCCGCCAUUGCGGUCGGACAAGCUCCCCGUGUCACCACAGGUGCCCAAGCUACCCAGUUCGUACCUUACAAAGAGCAAACCGAGCAACGACAUGUUGUGA